CUGUUUCCGAUAUUCGUCGUGAGCAUGCUCGGGACGUUUUUGAUUCCGGCGACGAUCGCGCGACUGGCGAGCGCGGCGACGAAGACGGAACGCGGGAGCGGAGAGGGGAAGGGUGACGCGGCGAGCUCGAAGAAGCAGACGCAGACGAUAUCGACGGAGAUUAGUGACGUAGAGAGGACCAAUUUGUGGUACACGCUCGGGUGGAUCGUGAUGAUCGCGCUGUCCGUGUACAUCACGAGAACGCCGUUACAGGAGAAACGGUUCGAUCCGUACGAUAUCUUGGACCUGCGCGUGGGGGCGAGCACGAAGGAAAUUAAGAGCGCGUACAGAAAGUUGUCGCUCAAGUAUCACCCAGACAAGAACCCGGAUCCCGCGGCGGCGGUUUAUUUCGCCGAGUCCAUCGCGCCGGCGUACAAGACGCUGACGGACGAUGUCGCGCGAGAGAACUACGAAAAGUACGGUCAUCCUGAUGGUAAACAGAGCACCAAGCUCGGCAUCGCGUUGCCCGAGCAACUUUUUGGAAAGGGUGGCAUGGCGCCGGUGAUGCUCAUCGUGCUCGUUGUCGGAGGUAUCAUGCUUCCGCUUUUCAUCGCUAUGUGUUCGAUCCGUAAAAUGAACAAAUUUGGUGGAAACAACGUGCUCAAGCAGACACAGGUUAAUUACGCGCGCAUGUUAAAGCCGGUGCUCGCGCUCUCAAAGGUUCCGGAGACGCUCGCCGUGGCGCACGAAUUCAUCGAGACGCCGUUCCUCGAUGGACAAGAUGCGGCCGUAAGCCAGCUUCUCAAAGAUUACAAGAACGAGUACGAAUCGAAAGAUCAAAAGCUCAUGAAGCGGUUGCCGACCAUCAUCAAAGCACACAUGUUGAUCCUUACUCAGACGUCCCGGCGUGCGGCUUCGCUUCCACCUGUGCUCUCCGCGGAUGCUAAAAAAUUGGUGCUCACCCUGCCUCGAUUGAUCGAAGAGUUGCUCAAGAUCGCAGCGAUGCCAAUCAACCGCGCCGGUCAUUCGUACGCGCGACCGCAGAUCAGCGUCAUGGAGUUUUACCAAUGCUUCACUCAAGGCGUGCCUCUUUCUUCGCGAAAGCGAGAUGAAGACGGAAACGCGAGUUUGCUUCAGCUCCCACAUUUCUCCACGGAAAACCUCAACGGUGUUGCAAAAAAGUGCAAAUCCCUGCACGCGCUGAUGAAAUUAUCGAGCGAGGAUCGCAAAAAGCUGUUGAUUGGCGCAAGAUUUUCUGAGGCCGCGACGAAGGAUGUCGAGCGUCAGCUCGCGGUGAUCCCACGUGUGACGACUUUUGAGGCGAAAAUAUCUGUCGACGACGACGACGACACCAUCAUGGAAGGAGAUUUUGUCACCGCGAAGCUCAAGAUUAAAAUUGGACGAUCUGGUGGACCGCUAGGUGGCGCGUUGCCUCCGUUACCGUUUUGCGCCGCUGAUCGUACAGAGGGUUGGCGCGUGUUCGUGUACGAUCAAUCCACGAACACCCUCUUAGCUAGCUCGACGUUAAAGCAGCGCGAUGUAGAGAAGGCUGAGCGCGGGGAUGAACCUUUGGAUUUGUCUGUCCAGUUCGUCGGCUUGCCGAGCGGUAUGUACAACGUGGGCGUGUCGCUGAUGAGCGACUAUUGGAUUGGUGUCGACGCCAAGGUUUCGUGCAUGAUGAAGGUGCUGAAGCCCACCGCGACGAACGUGGCAGCGCGCGAAGCCAAGUCCGCAUCGCGUUCGGACGUCACGAAACCGAACGCUGAAGUGGAGGAGGAAGAAUCGAGCGAAUCGGACUAUAGCGAUGACGACGAGGACGAUUACAGCGAUGAGGACUAUCCUUCGGAUGAAACGGGAACGUCGGAAUCCGAUGAUGAAGCCCGGGCUAGAAUUGACGCGAUGCGACGUCCUGAACAGACCAAAAACACAGUAAAGGAAGGUGCGACCGCUGCAAAACCGGCGUCAGUGCCGCAGCGAAAGACAUCGACAUUUGGACAGAAGGCGGCAGCGGCACGUCCCUCGAUUCCAGGGCAAGCGGUUGUCCAGCAGACGCCGGCCACGGAAAAACCGGUCGUCGCCGAGGAAGUAAAGCCGGAUACUGUUGAUAACGUAGACUAA
This is a messenger RNA of Ostreococcus lucimarinus CCE9901, 2097 nucleotides long. RefSeq names its product IISP family transporter: Translocation protein SEC63-like protein. Gene Ontology annotation, cellular component: Sec62/Sec63 complex. Gene Ontology annotation, biological process: post-translational protein targeting to endoplasmic reticulum membrane; SRP-dependent cotranslational protein targeting to membrane. Lineage: Eukaryota; Viridiplantae; Chlorophyta; Mamiellophyceae; Mamiellales; Bathycoccaceae. The record is from RefSeq and is a predicted model, not a curated record. The annotation marks the transcript as partial. Gene Ontology annotation, molecular function: transmembrane protein transporter activity; RNA binding. The transcript has 2 exons.